Messenger RNA from Aplysia californica (California sea hare), 1170 nucleotides. RefSeq names its product neuronal acetylcholine receptor subunit non-alpha-2-like. Gene Ontology annotation, biological process: nervous system process; monoatomic ion transmembrane transport; chemical synaptic transmission. The transcript has 4 exons. Bases 33 to 848 code for a protein of 271 amino acids. The record is from RefSeq and is a predicted model, not a curated record. Lineage: Eukaryota; Metazoa; Mollusca; Gastropoda; Aplysiida; Aplysiidae. Gene Ontology annotation, cellular component: synapse; neuron projection; membrane. Gene Ontology annotation, molecular function: monoatomic ion channel activity; transmembrane signaling receptor activity; neurotransmitter receptor activity.
GAUAGUUCUUUUCUUCACGUCGUGCUCCCCAGAUGUACUCCAUGAGCUACUUCACACAGGAGAUCGCUUUUGUGGCGCUAAACGGGGCAGUUGGACUGACUUAUUUCAUAGAGAGCGGCGAGUGGGAGGUCACAAGCACGAGCAUCACUACUGGGGCCGACGCUGUAAUCGGCUUCGGCUUCUUCAGGAUAAGCUUCAACCUGCGACGACGUCCCGGGUUUUUCCUCAUCAGCGUCGGGAUGACGUUGAUGUUGCUCUCAUUCGUCAACCUCAUGGUGUUCCUCAUCCCUGUGGAGAGCGGCGAGAAGAUCAGCUACUGCAUCACCGUCCUGCUGGCCCUGGCGGUUUUCCUGAGCGUCAUCGGAGACAUGUUGCCCAGGUCUUCCGACAUCAUGCCGCUGAUGACCAUCUACCUCAUGAUUCUGUUCAUCAUCUCUGUCCUCGCCGUUAUCGUCGCUGUCGGCAUCGUCUGGCUGCACCACAGAGAGGAGAAAGACACACGACGCCAGAAUGCCACCGCUUCCUUCAAGAACAUAUUCGGAAAAGUUCGAUCGAUGAACAGAGCGACUGCGUCUUUGACCAAAGUGAUGCCCUCUCAACAAGAUCCAGAGUCUCCUGACAACGACCAUUCUCCACCCUCUGCCUCGAUGGAAGGACUGAAGAAACUUCGGGCAGCCGAGAAAUCGAGGGAGAGCGCGCCGCCAGGCGAGGGGAAGAGUGAUAAGAACAGGCCAACAGUGAACAAGUACAAAAUAAUCGGGCAACAUAUUGAUAUGAUAUCUUUUGUUGUUUUUAUGGUGGUCUGGUGCUUGGUUACUUUUUGUAUCCUUUUGAUGGCUAUGACAUGAGGUUUUGUUGUUUGUAUGUGAUGUACUUUGUUUUGCCAUUAUUAUUUUAGAAAAUAAUUUCAGUGGAGUUUUCCACUAAGGAGGAGAAAACCCUGACUUGAUUUGGGCUCUAACCGCCAAAGUUCCUCCCUCACACGCAGGGAUUUAACAUCACGCCUGGCCACGUCUCCAAACAGAAAAUCGCUGUGUGCGUGGUCGAUUUCAUAAAGCCGGGCGCGGGGUACAGCGCGGCUCCAGAAAUUUUGGCUGUGCCAAAUAUUUUUCAAUUGGCUCAGGGUAGAGUAGAGUAGUUGUUUAAAAAGCAAAAGAAUAACAUUUGUGU